Molecule: messenger RNA, 1954 nt
Organism: Bacillus rossius redtenbacheri
Lineage: Eukaryota; Metazoa; Arthropoda; Insecta; Phasmatodea; Bacillidae
Product: otoferlin-like
Exons: 15
Coding region: 332-1954 (540 amino acids)
Biological process (GO): plasma membrane organization
Cellular component (GO): membrane
Source: RefSeq, a predicted model, not a curated record
UCCUCAAAUUACUGUUAAAUUUGAUUGUGAAGAAUGUAUUUUCACUGACUGGAAUAAUGGGUUAUGCUGUGUUUGCUCGUUCUUGUCUGAAGAAGAUGAAUCUUUUUUAAAGAAGAAAAUUAUCACAGUAUCAGUCUUCAACGGCAGACGUCCCGUGGGUAAUGCGUACAUUGACAUUGCAUGUGCAUGGAACAGGAAAGGCCACGAAGUGUGCAGGGUGUGGACUCCGCUGAUAUCGCAGGAAGCUGAUAGGACUGUAGUGGGUUACGUUCAGGCCUGUGUCGGAAUCUCCGAGAGUGCCUCACGGCAUGAGUGCCAGAAUGUCGAUGGGAUGCAGCAGGAACAGACAAUAGAGCAGAACUUGAUGGUGUCCACAACGUUAUUAAAUGAAUGGAAACGCGCCUCACUUUGUCUGCGCGUGUAUAGAGCAGACGGUAUUCCAAGCGUUUACAACGGACUUGACUUGUCAGUCAGGGCUUACUUUUCAGGCAGAAAGGCAGAAACGAGCAGGUGUCGCAUGAAGCACAACUCCGUCACCUGGAACGAAGCCCUGGUGGUUACCGACGUACUGCCGUGGCUCCAUCCUGUCGCCAGAGUCGAGCUGCUUGCGAAGCAGGACGUGGUGAUAGGCGCUCUCCGCGUGAACCUGGGCGCCCUGCCUGCAGACGCACCAGUGUUCGGCCCAAACACGAUGCACAUGUACAGUCGAGAGGUCGCGGGGACCGGGUGUCUGUACGCAGGGCGUGUCCUUCUUACAUUUCAAGUGACGGAGCUUGUGGAAGGAGUCAGAAGUGGACUGAUUAUUCCUCCGCUUGAGGAUGAAGCCGUAGGCAAGGUGCAGUUGUUGCUAGUUGGAGAAGUUCGAGAUGCUGUUGUGCUGGAUGAGGAAAUGUCAGGCCAGUCUUUGAGGUUGGAAGUCUCUUUGGGAGAGGCUGGGUGCAACCGACCUCACGGUUUUGCGAGUGGUGACAGGUCUUCGAGCUCCGCUUGUUUGUACCCAAUUAAGAACAAUCGGGUCGGCACCUCGCACACUUACCUGUCGUGCAACCGAGACGAUGGCACGGUAUACCGGAAAACAGAGUGGGCAGACAGCCUUUACAGACUGCACAGAACCAAUCAUCUAGAAAACAUUACUAAAAAUGUGGAAAGUUUUGUGGACAGCUUGAGUGCCAAAGUGGAUCAAAAUAAAUCAGAUUUCAAUAUGACACUGAAAAAUGGGUUGAAGAAACUGUGUGAUGACUGUCAUUCGUACCUUGCAGUUCAUAGUAAUCGGCUACCGAUAGGCAACCAGCUCGAUAGAUGGAGGCAAACAUUGCGUGUGGAUGAGUUGAUUCUUAUAAAACAGGAGGCUGAUGCAUUAAUUGUGACUUCAAAACCAGUUCCGCGGGAAUGUCUCUGCUGGGCCAGGAAGACUUUGGAAAGACUUAAGUUUUUAAUUGAAGACCCACAGCAUUCUCUGCCCGACGUGUUGCUGUCGCUGUGGAUGGGCAACAGCAGGUUCGCCAACUGCAGGAUCAAAGCCCGCCGAGUCCUUCACUCCGAUGUUUCCCAUGAGCGGGGCACCGUCUGUGGCGUCGUCUCGUCUCUGAUGCUGAAGGGCACGAACAGCGGGAAGACGGUAGCUGUGGUGGAUUUGAAGCUAUGGCUGGGGAGACUAGCUGUUUGGGACAGCAGUCACAAGUGGGAGCAUUUCGCGCUGUCCCCCUUCUGGCACGAGGAAUUCAGCUUGGUGGCCGUUGUGUGUCAGGGCUAUGCAAUGAACUCAAAGGUGUUGCAGAACUCUUAUGUUACAGUCUCUGUAAGACAGCACAGCAAGCGUACUCAGUGUGUUUGUAGGUCCAUCCCGGAAGCAGGCAACCCAUAUGGGAUGAGACACUGUGGUUCCACGAUAUCAGGUUUGAGGACCUGCCUCCCACGGUGGUACUUGAACUGUGGACCCGAAGCACUUCUGUAA